Messenger RNA from Ambispora gerdemannii, 1530 nucleotides. Lineage: Eukaryota; Fungi; Glomeromycota; Glomeromycetes; Archaeosporales; Ambisporaceae. The record is from the annotation of a GenBank genome assembly.
AUGUUUUCGAAACUACCGAUUGAACUGUGGUUCAAAAUCUUUGCGGAAUGUACAGAUGAAGAAGGAUUCAAAAGAAUUUGGAAACUACGACGAGUAUCCAAAUCGAUAUCGGAAAUCAUCGACAGGUUGUAUGUUAGUAUUAUCAGACGAAACUAUGAAUGGAAUCUUUCGAUGUGGCCAAUGUCAAUACUUGUACCAAGCGGAAGGGUCAAAUUUAUUCUAAAAGGGAUGAAAACGGAAAACGAAAAUAGCAAUCUAUGGUUGAUUUUUCAUCCAAAGUUCACUGAAUCAUCAAAUCGCCGGCUUAUAGAGCCUAGACCCCUUAAUUUCAGUCUUUGGGGGAAACAUAUAUCGACAUCGGAAAAUGAGCUUCAAAUAGAACGCGUUGCUAGCGAAUUAUCGGAAUCACGAAUUCAAAUUUUGCAGAAAAGUGAUUUCCAGAUUGUAAUCGAGAAAAAAUCUUCUAGUUUAAUUAAAGUCAAAGAGAUUAGAAAAGUUGAGCACAAGCGAAAUCAACAUUUGCAGUCCACUACUACAACAGAUGAACAAUGGAGACAAACUGCUAUUCUACAAUUAAGUGACCUGUAUUUUUCUGCGAUGGCUUCAUCACAGCAUCUGACGACCUCUUGGAUUUACAUGAGCGUCAUAACUAUUCUGUUUCUAUUUUUACCGAUGAAAGUGUUCUGGCAGAAGAGGAAAAAGCAUAUCCCUUUGAUUCUUAAAUGCGUUCAAGAAGGUUAUGAAGACGAUUGGCUCAGCGUAUUGUCGUAUUGCGACAAAGCUGGUCGACCAUGUUACAUCUUUCCUAGUGUUCCUCGCGCGUUACACAAUCCAGGAGGUUUCAUUUCCUCUGUUCUCGCAAACAAUCUUAGGGGAUACCGUUCCUCCUAUGGGAAUAAUAUGGGAAAAAAACCAUUGGCCGAGGGCACGAAACAAUAUCAGCUACAGAAAUACGCGGAAUCUACGCUUAGUUCGGGUGAUCUGAAGCUGGCAGUUGUGCUGCCGGAGGGUGAAGAUAUAAAUGAAUGGCUGGCUGUUAAUACAUAUGAUUUCUUUAAUCAGAUAAAUAUGCUAUAUAGUACCAUCACAGAAUUCUGCACUCCACAACAAUGUCCUGUAAUGUCAGCUGGAUCCAGCCUGGAAUUUCUGUGGUCCGAUGACGUGCACUUUAAAAAGCCUAUAAAGUUAUCAGCACCAGAAUAUGUGGAUCAUCUGAUGACAUGGAUUCAGGAGCAAAUGGAUAACGAGAAUAUUUUUCCCAGUACAAUAGGAAUCCCAUUCCCAAAAAACUUUAGAGAAAUUGUAAAGAGAAUAUUCAAGCGUCUUUUCCGAGUCUACGCGCAUAUUUACCUCUCACACAUGUCGGUGAUCACAGCGUUAGAAGAAGGUCCACAUCUGAACACUAGCUUAAAACAUUUCAUGUAUUUCGUGCAAGAAUUCGAUUUAAUCGAACAGUCGGACUUGAAACCGCUUGCGUCUGUUAUUGAGGCUUUGAUGAAGUCACCAUCGUCAUCCACUUUGAACAUAUGA